AUGUUUCAGAUAACCGUAUGCCUUGCUAAUGUGUUAGCAGCACAAGCCGAAUGUUGUAAAUGCGACUGCCAGCAGUCUGGUUUACUGCAGCAACCUUAUCUUUACUAUUUACCAGUGGCUCCUACGCAUUUAGCUUCAUCUGACCAUGGACUUUACCAAAACUUAGGACACGCGUCAGUCCAAGAUGUCGCUGGCUAUACACAAUCCUCGUAUGGUGCUGGAUAUCAAAGUACUGGUGGUAUUGAUCGUCAGUAUAAUGUCCAUGGACAAGGAAUUGAAAAUUCUUUAGAUGCAGGAAGCAAGCUGGGGGUUGGUGAUAUUGCGUUGGGACUUCAAGAGACGUCGCAACAACCGUCAUUUGAUUACAAAGGACAGGGAGCAGCUGAUACAGAAUUGACAGUAUCUAAUGACAAUUUGAAACAGCAGCAGAUUUCAAAGGUGUCCACUAGUGAUGCCAACCAUUAUAUAAAAAUUGAGCAGCAGGUCAGUCCUCAUGAUAGUUCUGUUGAAGCUGCCAAUAGUUUGGAACACGAGAAAGAUCAUCAUCAUGGCAAAAACGACCAUUACAAAUUUGAGUACGGAGUGAACGAUCAUCAUACGCAUGACAUAAAAUCUCAUAAGGAGGAGAAGAAUGGUGAUGUGGUGCGAGGAGAAUAUUCUCUUGUGGAAGACAAUGGAAAUGUGAGGACUGUUAAAUAUUAUGCGGAUUGGAAAACUGGUUUCCACGCUCAAGUUCAUAAUUCGAAAUCAUCAGGAUUGAGUCGAUAAUGUAUACAGACCGAUUUUCUGCUGUACAGAUUGUCCAGAAUUUAUUUUGUAUGUUUGCGAGGUAAUUCUAUGGAUGAAGACAUGGUUAUAUAUUUCAAAAUUCUUUCUAAAGGCACUAUGUUUAUGUUGAUAUAAGGUGACCUAGUUCCAUGUUUAUUUGAGGUUUUUAAUAUAUUUAUACGUAAAGUUUAAAUACACAAAUGAAAUAUUCGGACGCCCUAUAUGAUUGCAGUGUAUUUGACGAAAGAUUUGGUAUGUUACCACUUAUGUAUGACUCCGUUGUUUUACACUAGUCUAGUAGGUAAUAUUGAUUUUACCUGUUACUACUUUCUGACUUGACAAACAAGU
This is a messenger RNA of Anoplophora glabripennis (Asian longhorned beetle), 1116 nucleotides long. RefSeq lists its product as uncharacterized. Gene Ontology annotation, cellular component: extracellular matrix. The coding region runs from base 1 to 768 and encodes 255 amino acids. Lineage: Eukaryota; Metazoa; Arthropoda; Insecta; Coleoptera; Cerambycidae. The transcript is spliced from 3 exons. The record is from RefSeq and is a predicted model, not a curated record.